AAUUUCGAUUUCAGUAUGCAACUAUUUAACAGCUUGUUUCAGGUUUUAGCUCUUGGACUUCUAUUGACUACUGUUGUAGCCGACGUAGUCAGAACGUAUGAUGACAACGUCGACGAUGUCAGGCCAGUAAAAGCCGGCCUUCUGAAUAAUAAACGUGCCCAUUUCGGAAAAGUCAUCCACCGUAUUCCAUCGCCAAAAGAAGCCUGCCCUGAAGAUUAUUCCCCCUGCACCUGUCAACUAACUGUCAAUGGAUUAGAAGUCAGUUGCGUCGAUAUUCCAGUCGACCAAAUCGCCAACGUCUUUUACCGUACACAAACUCUCGAACUUUACCAAGUUGUACUGACGGCUUCAGGAUCGGCUUCGGGCACAGUCGAUUUACCCGCCGACUUAUUAAAAGAUAAACGCGUCCAGCGCAUUUACCUUGGCUGUCCACCCGCCGCGAAUCCCAAACUUGGCCUUACCAUCGAUUCGGCUACUUUUGAAUUCACUAGAUUCACCACCACCGUUUUUGGCAUCCUCAAUUGCGAUCUCUCCACUCAAACAGAUAUGCAAUAUUUGAAUGGGUUUUCUGUCCUCAACACGCUGCGUAUUGACGAUUCGAACAACAUCGAAGCCAUUGCAACUCUGCCUACAACUACAUUGCCGGCUCUCCAGAAGCUGUUUGUAGUUAAUUGCACGGGAUUGGAGAAUGCCGUGUUUCCCGAUUUAACUCCGGCCCGACUAGUGCGAUUGCACUUGCAAGGAAACGGUUUGACGGAUGCAGGUGUUAACAACAUUUUAGUUUCUGUUGGAAGUUCGUCAUCGUCCAGCUCGUUACAAGAGCUCAUUUUAUCAAACGAGUACGCCAUGACGAAAAUUCCAAGGAUCGCUUCUUUUUCCAAAUUGGUUUGGUACGAUGUCAGCUUUAACGCCAUCCCGUACAUGAGCCAAUCGACUUUGGUUUUCAGUUCUCCCGUCAAUUACCUCAAUUUGAAUAGCAUUUCGCUGGGAGCUAUCGAAGGUGGUGCAUUUCUAGGGGAUUAUGGAAAAGCCCUGGUUUAUUUGGAAAACAAUGGCCUAACCGAGUUUAGGGAGGACGUCUUCAAACCGAUGCUGGCACAAAUGGCGGCUCAGGGGUCUGCCGAAGCUGGCAAAGUUAUCGUCACUGGAAAUCCAUUUGACUGCGGCUGCGGAUUGGCCUGGUUGAUCCGUGACAAUCCAUCAUUCGUGUCCUAUGUUUUAAAUGGAGUUUGCGGUGGCUUCUUCAAGUUUGAAGAUCUUAACCCAGAGUCGUAUGCCAACUGUUAGAUUCCCGACACAAUGAAAUUCUUCCUCGUUCUAAUUGAUUUUAUGACAGCUUCCAUUCGCUCCAAAGCAUUAGGUAAAUAAAUAUAAACGCCAAG
This is a messenger RNA of Daphnia carinata, 1382 nucleotides long. Its product is annotated as oplophorus-luciferin 2-monooxygenase non-catalytic subunit-like. The transcript is spliced from 4 exons. The record is from RefSeq and is a predicted model, not a curated record. NCBI's taxonomy places the organism in Eukaryota, Metazoa, Arthropoda, Branchiopoda, Diplostraca, Daphniidae. The coding region runs from base 16 to 1287 and encodes 423 amino acids. Gene Ontology annotation, cellular component: membrane.